Messenger RNA from Ostreobium quekettii, 342 nucleotides. The record is from the annotation of a GenBank genome assembly. NCBI's taxonomy places the organism in Eukaryota, Viridiplantae, Chlorophyta, Ulvophyceae, Bryopsidales, Ostreobiaceae.
AUGUCCUGCCCACCCAUGGCAUAUGUUCUUAUUGUCAGACGAACCACGAGUCCUGUGCGGGCGCCCUUCGAGGCACAGAUGCUGCUGGUCCAAUGUUUUGGCAGCUGCCAAGUCCGUUGUUGGACGUGCAGGGGAAACUCGUUUGAGUCCACUGCGCUGGCGGUCUACACCUGUUCGCAGGUUGAGGGAGCAGUUGAUGGGCCUUUCUGCAUGGUCUGUCGGCGCUGCAGCAUUGUAAUCGCGACAUUGGCGGGGGCUUUCAUCCUUCGCUUUGUGAAGGUUUCAGGGAUGGGGACAAGGAUGUUGGGGGGCAGAGUGAUGGUGCAGGAAGCAGAGAUCUGA